AGGUAGGCGUAGGUAUUUUGAUUCUCCUUAUAUCUAUCUUUUAUCGGCCCUGAGACUCGUCUCUGGGCUUUACUCUCCGAGAUACAGUUUCUUUCUUUUUUGUUGUUGUUGUAUAAAAUGUAUACCAACCUGACCAGAGCGCAGGGUUUCCCGCGGGUUGCUAAGAUUUCUUCGGGAUUCAAAUGCUUCCAAUCGUCCCACGCGCUAAAGACCCAAUAUUUACCAUUUUGUUCAACUCCGACACCCUCUCUGAGUCAUAUGUUAAAGAAUCCCAAUUUUUGUUCACAUAAGGCCAGUAAUAAAAUCGGAAGCUUCUGUUUGAUGAACCCAGUGAAGCAUUCAACCGAAUUGCUGCAUGGGACCUUGGAAAUGGGAAAACUAGUGAGUUGCAGGCAAGUCUCGUAUGGGUUGCCGCUAAAAAUUUCUGGAUGUUAUUGCUUUUCAUUGUGGCCGAGAAGUUGGUCAACUUCUUACGCUGGAAAAGUUAACGAAGGGAUUAAUGUGGGAAGAGCGGGAAAGCAACUUCCUUGGUUAGUUUCAAAUGAAGCUAAGGAAGCUAAAGAGUCUGGGAAGACAAAAAUGACAAAUAUUGGGGGCUCCAUUCAAGAAGAAUCAGCAAAGAAGGAAAAGGAAUUUGGUAACAGUUCUGCUGUGGAGGAAUCACUGAAGAGGUCAGGGAAGGUAAAUUACAGAUCCUCUUGGGAAGAAUCAAUUCCAAGGUUAGAGAAUUUGACAAUGGCAGAAUCUGGACAUUCUUCUUACCAGGCAGCAGCAGGUAACUUUUCUAAAACAGGUGAUAUUUCUGCUGUAGCAAUUAAAGGAAGUAGGAACGGGUCA
This is a messenger RNA of Prosopis cineraria, 837 nucleotides long. RefSeq lists its product as uncharacterized. The annotation marks the transcript as partial. The record is from RefSeq and is a predicted model, not a curated record. NCBI's taxonomy places the organism in Eukaryota, Viridiplantae, Streptophyta, Magnoliopsida, Fabales, Fabaceae. The transcript has a single exon.